GAUAGCUGACAGCGCUUUUCAAUGGAAUCCACGAUACAUUGAAGUUUAGUUGAAUGUCUUCGUUUAUCCCUUUCCUGGAUUUAAGGCUUUCUUAAAUCAGCAGAGGAGGAGGCAUUCAAUCCAUUUGAACUGGAAGGUAGUUCAUUCCUUAUGUCAUUCUCUACCAGCCCUGCCAGUUUAAAUGAAUUGGACAUCUGUCAUCGCCAUCAAUUGCAGCCAAUGAGUAUUGGCAGAGGGGACGUCAUGGAGGAAGAUGUCUCUCAGAAUCCCAACAAUCAAGAAAAGGAAGAUGAUGCUGAAUGCUUCCAAGAUGAAAGGACCAAAAUGAUCCAGCCAACGUCCUUAAAAGACCCCAAACUGGAAAAGCUUCAGGAGACGCUGCUGGAUUGGAUCAAUAGCACUCUGAAAGCAGAGCACAUCGUGGUUCAGAGUUUGGUCGACGAUCUCUACGACGGCCUCGUUCUUCAUCACCUCCUGGCCAGGUUGGCUGGCGUGCGCUUGCCCUUGGAUGAGAUGGCGCUUCGCAGCUCGGCUCAGAUCCGCAAGCUGGAAGCCGUGCUGGAGGAGUUCGACAAGCGGCUGGGCCAGACGGACGCCAAGUGGAGCGUCAGUCUAAUCCACAAGAAAGACCUCUUGGCCACGCUUCACCUGCUGGUUGCCAUGGUAAAACAUUUCCAGCCCGAACUGGAGUUGCCCUCUGAUGUCAAGGUUCAAGUUGUGGUCGUGGAAGUGGGCAAGAGCGGAAUCCGGUCUGAAGUUCAAACAGAGGUUUUAACAGAAAAAAGGAACAAUUCAGAGACCCUCUGCAGCACAGAUGGAGACGCUAAUCCUGUGGAGCAGCUGUUGAAACUGGAGGCUCACAAGGUCGCCGUGGUGAAGCAGGCUCUGCUUGACUUUGUAAACGAGAGAAUGGCAAGCCUGGGCUUGCAUGUGUCCGAUUUGGACAAGCAGUUUUCUGAUGGUGUCAUGUUGCUCCUGCUGAUCGGACAACUAGAGGGCUUCUUCAUUCCUCUUUCUGACUUCAAUUUGACCCCCAUCAACCACGCAGAGAUGAUGCGCAACGUGUCUUUGGCCUUGAGCUUCCUCACUCAUUUGGGCCUUCAGGUGUCCGCUGUCCAACCACAAGAUGUCGUCGCUCAGGAUGUCGCAGCCACGCUGAAGGUCCUCUUCGCUCUUUAUAGCAAACAUGGAAGACAAGACAUUAUUUCUGCCUUCAUUUAGUAAGACGUAGAAAGAAAAAAAAAAUACAUGCAUCUUUAUUACAUUCAUGAGUUCUGCUGUAACACCAGAAAAGAAAUGUUCAGUAUAUUGCGCUGAAUUUCUCAUUUUAAUCAAAACAUAUGAAGUUACAGUUAUCAUGUAAUUAUCUUUUAAUCAAUUUAUCAUGUAAUGUGAAAAUUUUCAGGAAAUAUGUCUCAUAAAACAUGAACAUGAUCACAUAAAAUACUAGAGGUGGACAGGAAAGAGGAGUACAGACAUCCGCUAGACAUUCCUUUUCUGACCUCUUGACCCCAAAAUUUUAAUCACCUCUUCAAAUUCAUAUUACAAACAUAUGAUUCAUAAAUAAUGAACUUCUUGGUGGAAAUAUAUUUCCAUAAAAAAAUGUAUCUUUAGUUCAACUCAUUCACUGCCAGCUCAGGUUAUGAGUAUGUGUGCGUAGUGGUAGGUAGUACAAAAAGGAACUUGACAAUGGAAACACCUAUUGACAGUAACGGACGUCCAAUCUAUUUCAACGAUCGUUUCCAGGCCCUCCCAGUUAAAAUAGAUUGGACAUAUAUUUUCUAACAACGGCAUCUCAAGCCAACUGAGGUCACAGAACAAACAAAAAAUAAAAAUAAAUAAAUAAAAUUCCUGGGGCAAAUUACACACAGGCCACACUUAUUUAAAUUUGUCUUUUUUUUUUUUUUUUUUUUUUUUUACAAUUUAUUACAAGGUUUUAAUUUAUUUAAAAAAUUUUUUUUAACUAAUUAUAUUUUAUUUAGAAUUGUUUGUAUUUUUAUUACUCAAAGAUUUCUGUGAAAAAAAUAUUGCAAUUUAAAUAAUUUAUAUAUUUUACAAACUGGAUCCUUCAAUUAAUUAAUACUAUUUAUUUAAAUUAUUUACUAGACAUCCGAUAAUUAAUUUUAAGCCGAUAACACGAUAUUGUCCAACUCCAAAAAUCCGAUACCGAUAAUAAACCAAUACCAAUACCGGUCGUACCGUUAACGUGUUAUUUUUAAUUGUAUUAUGCAGUAUGUAUUAUGUUAGUGUGGGGAACCACUAGAUGCUUUACUAAUGAUGAAUGUAACAACUUCAAGUUUUUCUAAAUUAAAUAAGCAUUCUGUGAAAAAACAGAACAACUUCAACUGAAGUUAUAGAAAAUAAAUAUCCCAUAUGAAUCAAAGAAAUUGAAAUGAGCCAAAAUGUCCAUAAUUAAACAAAAGGAAUCAUUCAUAAUUAAAUCAAUUUACAGUUGGUACCCCCAAAGAGUCACUAAUGGUCGACCAAAGCAUUAUAAAUACAGGAAGGCAAUCAUAGGACAUGCCGAUGAAAUUACAAUUCCCAAAUUGCAUUUUGCUGGGCUUUUGCAGAUUUUUGUAUUUUAUUACUGUUCUAGUUUUCUUAGUGACUAUUUAUUUCUGGUAACGGAGAAGUUAUAUGUAAUGAGACUAUAAUUAAUGAUUUUUAAAUCAUUUAUUGUUCAUUUAAUUUUUGCAACACAAAUGGUCUGCUCAUAUAAAAAAAUCCCAAGCAUCUUGGUUUAAAGAUAUCGAAGCGUUAGUAAACACAAACGCUGUAUUAAUCUGUGACCAAGACUUGUACAAAGGAAGAAGACUCCUACAUUCACAUUUAAGGCAACAUAUAUAUUGGUCCUAAGCUGAUAAUGAAAAACCAAUCUCAAAAUUAUCCGAUGUCAUUUUUAAAUCUUUUUAACGGCCGAUAUUAUCGGUUACCCAGUAGUGUCAGAGGACUUUUUUGGGGGGUCCAUCACAAAAUACAUGCAAGCAACACAAAUACGACAACUGAAUGUCAAAUGAGGGUGCAAAAUAUUGUCCCCAAUUGGCCCCUUGCCCACACAUUUGAAAUCCUUAACCUAUAUUAUUGUAAAAAAAAACAAACAAAAAAAUUUUUGAAAAAAAAAAUCAUAAUUCCUGCAUGAAAAGGUAAAGGUUAAAAAUUUUAUGUAACUUCUUGUUUGUAUUCUUUGAAUAUGCCACAGUGUGCUGUUCCGUCUUCUUCUUGACAGUCUUGCUGCAAGAACAAAGACAUUUUCUUCUUCUACCGCCUCCUUUGCACUGUGUCAAUUCAAAUGUCAUUCGAACAAAAACCUGUAUAUAAAUAAAAAUGUCUUCCAAGAGUGAUCUGCUGACAAGACAGUGGAGGUGGAGAGACUGACAUUCUGUGACUGCCAACAAAGUUCAACAGGAAUAGGAGGAAAUAUUUUUCUUAACCUUUAC
Messenger RNA from Corythoichthys intestinalis (scribbled pipefish), 3437 nucleotides. It is a transcript of the gene parvg, whose product is annotated as parvin, gamma. The record is from RefSeq and is a predicted model, not a curated record. Gene Ontology annotation, cellular component: actin cytoskeleton; focal adhesion; cytoplasm. Gene Ontology annotation, biological process: establishment or maintenance of cell polarity; cell projection assembly; actin cytoskeleton organization. Bases 151 to 1221 code for a protein of 356 amino acids. Gene Ontology annotation, molecular function: actin binding. The transcript is spliced from 14 exons. NCBI's taxonomy places the organism in Eukaryota, Metazoa, Chordata, Actinopteri, Syngnathiformes, Syngnathidae.